UCAGCCGAGUGAGUCCUGCCAAAGGGAACUGACAACUGGACAGCGGAGGGCUGAAACAUCCAGCCGUCUCUCUCCUACUGGAAUAAACAAAACCCAUCUUCGAGCAAAUGGUCUAAAGACGAAGGAAGACAAAAGUUGUGGAAGUUUGCCUGUUGGCACAUGUUCAGGAUGAAGCACCGGCCAGACACUCACUUCCUCCUGCUCGUUAUCCUCCACCUGUUGGGAGCCGUCACAUCGCAGGUCAAUCCAGGUGUAUGUCGGUAUGCUCUGGGGAUGUCAAGUGGGCAGAUACCAGAUGAGGACAUCUCCGCCUCCAGUCAGUGGUCUGAAUCUACUGCUGCCAGAUACGGCAGGUUGGACUGUGAGGAGGGAGAUGGUGCAUGGUGUCCGGAGAUAACGGUUGAACCAGACCACCUGAAGGAGUUCCUUCAGAUUGACCUGCGUUCGCUCCACUUUAUCACCCUCGUGGGCUCCCAGGGUCGUCACGCUGGAGGAAUUGGCAACGAGUUCGCCCAGAUGUACAAGAUUAAGUACAGUCGUGAUGGCAGUCGCUGGAUCUCAUGGAGGAACAGACAGGGAAAGCAGGUGAUUGCGGGCAACAGGAACACCUACGACAUCGCACUCAGGGACCUGCAGCCACCCAUCAUUGCCCGUUUAGUCCGGUUCAUGCCCGUCAUAGACCACUCGAUGAACGUCUGCAUGAGAGUGGAGCUCUACGGCUGUGAGUGGUUGGAUGGUCUGGUCUCGUACAAUGCUCCGGCAGGGCAACAGAUGAACCUGCCUGCUUAUCCUGUUUACCUCAACGACUCUGUCUAUGAUGGAGCCAUUAUCCACAGUAUGACAGAGGGUCUAGGUCAGCUGACCGAUGGUGUGUGUGGAGAAGAUGAUUUUACUCUAAGCAAUGUCUACAAUGGAUGGCCCGGGUACGACUAUGUAGGCUGGAACAAUGAGAGUUUCCCCAGUGGAUUUGUUGAAAUCAUGUUUGAGUUUGACCGUAUAAGAAACUUUACCUCCAUGAAGGUCCACAGCAACAACAUGUUCUCCCGGCACGUCAAGGCCUUCCUGCAAGUGGUUUGUCACUUCCGCUCGGAUUCGGACUGGGAGACCGCGCCGCUCACCUUUAGUCCAGUGGAGGACGAGAAGAAUCCCAGCGCCCGCUUCAUCACCGUGAAACUGGCCAAUCACAUGGCCAGUGCCAUCAAGUGCCAGUUUUACUUUGCUGACGCCUGGAUGCUGUUCAGUGAAAUCACUUUUCAAUCAGACACAGCCGUGUACAACACAACACUGCCUUCCACCAGUGUGGGGACACCAUCUAGCACACCGCCGGAUGAUGACCCCACCCAUAAAGUGGAUGACAGCAACACUCGCAUUCUGAUUGGCUGUUUGGUGGCUAUCAUCUUCAUCCUUGUAGCCAUUAUUCUCAUCAUCCUGUGGAGACAAGUGUGGCAGAAGAUGCUGGAGAAGGCCUCUCGUCGGAUCCUGGAUGAUGAACUAACUGCUAGUUUGUCAAUACAGAGCGAGACGUUCAGCUACAAUCACACCGGUAACCGGCCAGGUACAACCGGUGAACAAGAGUCUAAUUCCACCUACGAGCGCAUCUUCCCUCUGGGUCCAGACUACCAGGAGCCGUCGCGCCUCAUAUGUAAGCUGCCGGAGUUUGCACAGAGCUCAGAGGAGCCUUCUUCGACCAGCACAGGAGCUUGUAAAUCCACCACCCAAACUGUGGUCCAGGACGGCGUACCUCAUUACGCAGAGGCAGACAUUGUCAACUUGCAAGGCGUGACUGGAAGCAACACAUACGCCAUCCCCGCAGUGACUAUGGACCUGUUGUCUGGGAAGGAUGUUAUUGUGGAAGAGUUCCCACGGAAACUGCUUAUAUUUAAGGAGAAGCUGGGAGAGGGCCAGUUUGGAGAGGUACAUCUUUGUGAAGCAGAGGGAAUGCAGGAGUUUAUAAAUGAAGAGUACUUGUUUGACGUCCCAGAGGGCCAGCCGGUGUUAGUGGCUGUGAAGAUGCUCCGUUCAGAUGCCAACAAGAAUGCAAGGAAUGAUUUCCUGAAAGAGAUAAAGAUCAUGUCACGUCUGAAAGACCCUAACAUCAUUCGUCUGCUAGCUGUGUGCAUCUACAGCGACCCUCUCUGUAUGAUCACAGAGUACAUGGAAAAUGGAGAUCUCAACCAGUUUUUGUCCCGCCAUGAACCUGAGGGGCAACUUGCUCUCUUAAGCAGUGCACCUACUGUCAGUUUCCAUGAUCUGUGCUACAUGGCCACCCAGAUAGCCUCGGGGAUGAAGUACCUCUCCUCCCUGAACUUUGUCCACAGAGACCUGGCCACACGGAACUGCUUGGUGGGCAAAAACUACACUAUAAAGAUAGCUGACUUUGGCAUGAGCAGAAACUUGUACAGUGGCGACUACUACCGUAUCCAGGGCAGAGCAGUGCUGCCCAUUCGCUGGAUGUCAUGGGAGAGCAUCCUGCUGGGCAAGUUCACCACAGCGAGUGACGUGUGGGCCUAUGCCGUGACUCUGUGGGAGAUCCUGAACUUCUGCAAGGAGCAACCAUACUCCAAGCUCACCGAUGAGCAGGUGAUAGAAAACACAGGGGAGUUUUUCAGGGACCAGAAACGACAGAUUUACUUGCCUCAACCUGUGCUGUGUCCGGACUUGCUCUACAAGAUCAUGCUGAACUGCUGGAGGAGGAACGCUAAGGAGCGUCCCUCUUUCCAGGAAUUACACAGAGCCCUCUUGGAUUUACAACCUUAAGCCUGAGUAGUGUUUAAGACACUUCUUUAGAGUCUGUUCACAUCUCUGGAGAAAACGAUGCCGCAGACACAGUCCAGGUUUAAGCUAUGUUCCUUUUCAACAGAAAGACAGGAUGGGAGGCCACCUGCUGGCUCCAAGCUACAUUUUGGGGACUAAAUACACUCUAAAUAUUGAUCUGUAUUCCAGUUAAUGCAAAGUAUAACUUUAGACAAAGUACUUGAUCAUUGUUUAAAAAGAGAGGCAUGAACUGUGGGGCAUGUGUGGAGGAAGCCAACAAUUAAAUGUAGCAAGUGACAUUCAGCACUUUUAAAACUAAACACACAAAGUUAAGGACAUUGUGUUUGGUCAUUUAUUUAUUUGUUGUAGCAAUGUUCUUGGCAAUAAAUCUCAUACUGUUGGAAGGCCUGUCUAUUUCCCCCUAAAGUGGUGCCACAUUUGUACACAAAAUGCAUUUGUGGGUUGAAUAGUAGAGUAUUUGGGUAGAGUUGGCAGGGAAAACCUGCCAACUCCUUUCUCCACGGACAGCAUCUUCCUUACUGGAAAAAACAGACUUUUUAUCACUGGACACCAACUCAGUGCAAAAAGAUAUCAAGAUGAGAUUCUGCAAUUGAUGGCUAUACUAUAUCUCCCCUCCCAGGAAUAGUUAUAAAAUGGGAUGCCAUCCCACAUCAGUGUAUGACCAAGAUGGUGUCCAGCAUGACGACGAGGUGCUAGGCUGUUUUGGUUGUCCACACAUUACUAAGGUCCCAGUGUGUUAUACGAAUAAGCUGUUCAAAUGCCAUUAUGUCUUGUUUCAUCAAGCUGCUAUCAUCCAGCUUCAGUAAAUGAGACCAAACAAGAGUCAAUGGCAGAAUGAGCUGUUUGGCAUGGGCAGAGAGGAUGUAACACGGUUUUCACGGUCCAGUCCACACACUCCACUCUGGUGCUCAACCCACAAAUGCAUUAUCCUUACAAAUGUGACACCAUUCAAAGGGAAAUAAACUGGUAUUGGACUGGUAUAAAAUUUACCGCCAACAAGUAUUUUUACAACAAAGAAAUAAUUGGUCAGACAUAAAUUUCCUUACUGUUUGUGAGUUUAUGUGGAAAUGCAAUGUGUAAUAGGUGGUUUAUAUAUCCCAUGUUAAUGUUUAAAAUACUGCUUUCUUGUCUUUUCUUUUGGAAGACUGCUUGAAUGUAGAAAGGGAAAGUGCAGAACAGACAGUUACUUUCAUGUUUGAUCAAAUUUGCGUUGUUUUACUGAAUGUUCAGAGAAACGUCAAACAUUCAGACAAAAAAUAAAAACAAUACACUCUUUUCUGUAUCCCAGCCAUUUUCCUGCAGUAGUUUCGACAUGUGUAUAUGAUUGUGUAUUUUUAGUAGAUAUGUUUUAAUUUCAUUUAUUGGUUUUUGUAUCAAUAUUUAUAUAUUGACUUGUGUUUGCUCUGUUUAUGUAGUGUUUAUAGAUAUGUGUAGGAAUAUGCACUUAAACUGGAGUGUCAUAUUUGAUUUAUUGCAGCAUUCCUCUCUGAUUUAUGCAUGUUUUUCUUUCUGUUGCAUAACCCUCUGAAACUCCAUCCAUCCAUCCAUCCAUCCAUCCAUUCAUCCAUCCAUCCAUCCAUCCAUCCAUUCAUCCAUCCAUCCAUCCAUCCAACUUUGCAUUUAAAAACUGAUCUUGACAGAGAUGCAUGCUAUAAACUCAUUGUAAACUUUUAUAAUGGCACAUUUAAAAUGGGUCACAAGUGGGCCAAGUUUGGAAAAGUAUGGCUUUCAUUCAAGAAAGACUUUGGUUCUAGAUGUUUCUUGUUGAUAUGGCUAUUUCUUGUUGACAUGGAAGCAGAUAAAAUUAUACUUUUACCAUAAUAAUUCGUUUUCUUGGAUGCUUGGAAAGCGUAUGGUUGAGACAGAUCAACUUUACUGAAAAUUAAAAAUGUUAACAGUUUAUUACUGCACUCAUUUAGGGCUUAUCUUUUGCUGGUGCAUUUGGAAUUCAUGCAGUCUUUGUUUUGGGUAUUUUUAAUCUACUAUCAGUCCUUGCUUUCUGUUAUUGAACUUUAGACAAAAGCCCAAUAAUCUCACUUGUCAAAGACAAUUGCUUCUUUUUCUGCUUAACAAAGCAAAAACAUGAAAGAAAUCUAGCUCAGGUUUGAAUUGAUAAAGAUGUUGGUGAGUUUCAUCUCAGAAUACAUUUUCAUUGUGUUCACUCUCCUUUCGGUAUUGUUACAAGUUUAAAAAAAUGUUAAAAACAUCCUAAUAAAGUACUAGUUUCUUUCAUUUUUAGAAUAUUUUUGUAUUAAAAUGGUUGCAUUUCCAUGAGAUUUUGUUAUAAAUAUGUUGUAAACAAAAGUUAAACCUUGAUGGAGAAAAUCCAAAUAAAAGUCCAAACAGGAA
Molecule: messenger RNA, 5124 nt
Organism: Girardinichthys multiradiatus
Lineage: Eukaryota; Metazoa; Chordata; Actinopteri; Cyprinodontiformes; Goodeidae
Gene: ddr2a
Product: discoidin domain receptor tyrosine kinase 2a
Exons: 17
Coding region: 160-2757 (865 amino acids)
Biological process (GO): multicellular organism development; positive regulation of kinase activity; cell surface receptor protein tyrosine kinase signaling pathway
Cellular component (GO): signaling receptor complex; membrane
Molecular function (GO): ATP binding; protein tyrosine kinase collagen receptor activity; collagen binding
Source: RefSeq, a predicted model, not a curated record